Messenger RNA from Sitodiplosis mosellana (orange wheat blossom midge), 8330 nucleotides. RefSeq names its product low-density lipoprotein receptor-related protein 4 (gene Lrp4). NCBI's taxonomy places the organism in Eukaryota, Metazoa, Arthropoda, Insecta, Diptera, Cecidomyiidae. The transcript is spliced from 22 exons. The coding region runs from base 1225 to 7296 and encodes 2023 amino acids. The record is from RefSeq and is a predicted model, not a curated record. Gene Ontology annotation, molecular function: calcium ion binding; protein binding.
AGUCUUAUGAGCAACGUAUCUUGAAGAUAACGCGACCGAUAUGGUUCGUUCAUCAGCUGAACCGUAGGGAAGAAGAAUAACAUUUUUUCUUUCAACGGAAAUCGUGUUUUUCCAUUUGAUUUUCAACGAAAUCAACAUAUUUCCCGUGGAUACCAACGGCAAAACGAUACAGUGAAUUGAAAAAUCGACGAAUUUUCAGUGGUGAUUUGUGAUUGAAAAAUGAGGUUAGUCGAAUAAGAAAACUACGACUUUUGUCUGGGCUGUGUUACAACAACAUUUUCAAGUGAAAAAAAAUCAUUUUUUUACAAUUCAUUGGCCAUACGAAACAUAGAAAAAGUGAACAUUUUACAACAUUUUCAUCGAAAAUAUAGAACAAUAUUUACGAAUCUGUGGAUUUUAAUGGUGAUCUAAGUGAAAGAAUCAACGAGAUUGAGAGAGAGAGAGAGAGAAAAAAACUCGCCACAUCGACAGUGAAAACACACCCAAAACGCGUUACACGAACAACAGCACAAAAGUACACGACCAAUUUGAUCUGCGGGAGCGCGCUGCUGUACAAACGAGCUUGUUGUUUUUUUUCCUUCUCUUCAUUCCUCUCUGAGUAGAUAUGAUUCAGGUGGAUGGUGUGCGUUUAUUUCCGUCACACAUUCACCGUACAACUUGAAAUCUAUUGGCUAUUUGAACUGAAUAAAACGUGUGAAAAAUAUUGUGAAAAAAAAACAAAUUGACUUUAGAGAGUUUUGACCUACGAGAUUUAAAAAAAAAUCAUCAACAGAAUAAUCAUGUGUGGUAAAAUGACUAAAUUGAAUUUAACAUGAAACGCGGCUAUAAGAGAAGACUUGUGUGGUUGAUGCCGACCAAAAAAUUCGGCUAAAUCAACACAUAAGCUGCCAAUUAAUCGACGAAUCUACAACCGAACGUAGCGAGAAAAAAAAAACAAAAUUCUCUGUUCUUCGAUUCAAGUGGAAAUUCAUUGACGGAUUUUCGGGGAAAACAAAGUUCACAAAAAGUAUACGUAGUACUCGGUCAAUUGGGCUGAACGAGCGACAGAGAAAAGAAAAUCACAUACCACAUACAUAAUUGCCGAAGCGAAUGGAGUGAAAAUCGAAUCAAUUUCCCGAAAAUUGGCACUGAAACAUCAAAAUCAAACAUUAUUGGACAAGUGUAUUUUUGGCCAUAAGCGUUAAUAUUAACAUAGUGUAAUUCAAUUAAAGCGAGAAAAAGACCAUGAAUUAUUUUGAAUUCGCCCUGGCGCUGUUCUUUUGUGGAUUGUUUGUAUUAACGAAUGGUGAAACUACCGAUUUGAGCCAAGUUGAAUCUGUUGAAUAUCCUGUAAUUUCUGGUGCUGCCCGGCAAAUUUUCGGUUCCAGUUCAUUGCGAACAAGUGGCAAUAGCAAGCAAGCGAAACGGAAAAAAAAUAAAAAUCACGCGUCAGCAACAAGUACAACCAGACAACCAAUAUAUGCAGAAGAUGAUGAUGACGACGACCGGUAUCCACAUGGUAUUUUAGUUCAUGAACCGCAUCCAGUUCCACCGCCAUUUGAUCCCAGUUUUCGAGCUUUCGGUGGAGGUGUGAUCGGCGGCGUUCGGGUGCCCGGUAUUGAAGACAGCAUUUAUGGUUCACGAAAACUUGGCGAACGACAUGGCGAUGUUGAAGAUGAUUGGAAAACAAUAGAUCGUUUCGAUACCCGAAGUGAACAUGGCAAACAUGGCAGCUCUAAUUAUGCGGUCAUGCAUCCUGAAGGCGAUCUUAUGCACAUGCCAAACGGUGGACCGCACAUGGUUGACGAUGAAAUGGACAGUGACGAUCGAUUGGAUGAGCAACCAUGCACUCUUGGCUGCUUAAAUUCCGAAUUCCUUUGUCCCCAUAGUUGUCAAUGCGUUCCGAAAUUCACACGAUGCAAUGGAGUGCUCGAUUGCGAAUUCCAAGAAGAUGAAGAAGAUUGCGGUGGUACAUCCAACGUUGAAAUCAUCCGAAACAUUAAAAAAGAUUGCGAAUCGUCCGAUCAUCAUGUGCUGUGCCCCAAAACAUUUGCCUGCAUCGCCAAAGAUUUUUUGUGUGAUGGAGACAAUGAUUGCGGUGACUUCAGCGAUGAAACACAUUGUGGAGCCAAGGUGAAAUGUGAAGAGGACCAGUUUGAAUGCAACAACGGCUUAUGUAUUCAGCAUCAAUGGGUUUGCGAUGGCGAUAAUGAUUGUCAGGACUACUCCGAUGAGGUUAACUGUACAGCAAAGCUAUCCUGUAGCAACGAUGAGUGGAUGUGUUCGGAUACAAAUUGUAUCUCGGCUAGCUUUCGAUGUGACAGCGAGCCCGACUGUGCGGACGCGAGCGACGAACAGAAUUGCCUAAAUGCAAAUGUACUGGAAUGUCCAGAGGGUGAAUUUCGAUGCGGCGGCAGUGUAAUUAACUACGGUGCAGCACCAGGAAGCCGAUGUAUUUUGAAUCGCUUUCGUUGCGAUGGUGAAAACGAUUGCAGUGAUGGAUCGGACGAAGUGGGUUGCUUAGGUGUUAAAUCAGCCAGUUGCUCUAGCAACGAGUUUAAAUGUGGUGAUGGCACAUGCAUCCCAAUUCAAUGGAAAUGUGACAUGGAACAAGACUGUGACUCUGGUGACGAUGAGAAGAGUUGUAAAAUCGAUGAAAAACCGGUAAAAAGAGUGUGUGCAGAUGAUGAAUACCAAUGCAAAGAUGGUCGAUGCAUUUUGAAAACGUGGCUUUGCGAUGGAGUAGCGGAUUGCAAACGUGGUGAUGAUGAGUCAAAUUGCCAGGUUACAUGCGAUGUCGGCCAAUUCAUCUGCCCAAUGUAUAAAAAUACGACUAACGCCCGCAUUUGCGUGAAUCAAAAACAUAUAUGUGACGGGCAAUACGACUGUUUAAAAGGUGAAGAUGAAGCCGAAGAAAAUUGCCCUAAAGCGAAAAAAUGUGACAAAAAUUCCAAAUGCGAACAAUUGUGUGUGACGACACACGACGGAAAAGAUGGUUGCGCAUGUAAAACUGGGUUCGUGCUAUCAGAAAAUAAAUACAAUUGCACGGAUAUCGACGAGUGUCAGUUCACAAUAGAUCCGGUAUGUUCACAGAAGUGCAUAAACACAGUUGGUAGUUUUCAGUGUAGCUGCACAAAUGGUUAUAUUCUGCGACCAGAUCUGCGAACAUGCAAAGCGUUGGGUGGAGCUGUCAAAUUGAUAUUGGCCAAUCGUGUCGAUAUACGUCAAGUUUCGCUAAGCAACAAUCGUUACACGUCAAUUGUCAAGGGACUACACAAUGCAAUCGCUCUCGAUUUUCACUAUAAACGAAGCCUAUUGUUUUGGUCAGACGUAUCGACAGACGUCAUAAAAAUGUCGUAUAUGAAUGGAACUGGUGUUAAAAAUGUCAUAAAAUGGGGCCUCGAAUCACCCGGAGGCAUCGCCGUUGACUGGAUACAUGAUUUGAUAUUUUUCACCGAUUCAGGGACUAAACGCAUCGAAGUUGCAACAUUCGAUGGUUUAUUACGUGCCGUAAUCAUUGCAAAUGAUUUAGCUAAACCACGUGCUAUCGUCGUUCAUCCGGGCGAAGCGUCCAUCUUCUUCACUGAUUGGGGCUUUGGAAAUUCCGCUGCAGGAACCAAACCACGAAUUGACCGCGCUUACAUGGAUGGAUCCGAUCGACGAACCAUCGUUUCCGAUGGCAUUUUCUGGCCCAAUGGCUUGACCAUUGACUAUUCAGGUGGGCGCAUUUAUUGGGCCGACGCAAAACACCAUGUGAUUGAAAGCUCACAUUUUGAUGGAUCCGAUCGCAAGAAGAUUUUAAGCAAUCAUUUACCCCAUCCAUUUGCGUUGACACUCUUCGAAGAUCACCUGUACUGGACGGAUUGGAAUACGAAAAGUAUUUCAGCGGCUAAUAAAGUGACAGGAAAAGGUUUUCGAAAUGUUCACAUUGAUUUACAUUUUCCAAUGGACAUUCAUUCAUAUCAUUCAUCGCGGCAACCAGAGUUCUUGAAUCGUUGUACUGUUGACCGACGCGGUCUACGCGGAGGAUGCUCCCACCUAUGUCUACCAAAUAAAAACAGUCGACGGUGUGGAUGUCCAAUCGGAUUGACUUUGAAAGAUGAUCAAAAAACAUGCACCGAUAUACCGGAUAAGCUGCUUGUAAUCUCGCGAAAGAAGGAUAUUCGCGUUCGGCAAUUAAUUUCGAAAAAUUCCCUCAACGAACACGAUAUGGUUAUUCCCAUUGACGGACUAAAAUCAACGAUUGCAUUUGAUUUGUGCCAAAAAACCGACACAAUCUAUUGGACCGACGUUGGUCGGAGCACAAUCAGUCGAGCUCAAUUGAAUGGUGAAAAUCAAACGCAAAUUAUUCAGUCGAAUCUCAUCUCACCGGCAGGCUUAGCACUUGAUUGGAUUACAGAUAAAAUCUAUUACACCGAUAUGGGUACGAAUCGAAUCGAAGUAGCUACGAUUGAUGGACGCUUAAGAACAAUGUUGAUAUGGCAAGGCAUUGAAAAACCAAGGGAUAUUGUUGUGAAUCCAAUUGAAGGUUUAAUGUUUUGGUGUGAUUGGGGCUCAAAACCCCAAAUCGAAGUCGCUGGUAUGGAUGGCAGCGAUAGAAAAGUAUUGGUUUCGGCACAUCUACGUUUCCCAAAUGGAUUGGCAAUCGAUUAUGCUAGCGAUCGCUUGUAUUUCGUUGACAGUGGCACCAAAACGAUGGAAUCAGUGAAAUUCGAUGGGUCAGCGCGGCGAACAAUUAUCGAUGAAGGUCUUGUGCAUCCAUUUGGAAUCGAUGUAUACGAACAAAAGGUGUUUUGGACGGAUAUGACCACAUUAAAUGUUGAAUCGGCCAAUAAGAAUAAUGGCAAAGACCGGCAGGUUCUCAUUGCAAAUGUGAGUGAAUUGAUGGAUGUUCGGGUGUUUCAUCGUAAUCGAAAAAUGAUUUCGAAUUUAUGCAGUGUUUCGAAUGGUGACUGUUCGCAUUUGUGCUUAUUGAAUCCGCAUGGAUAUCGGUGUGCUUGCUCGAUCGCAGUGAAACUUUCGAAAAAUGGACGAACUUGUAACGAUGGACCCAAUGAUUUUAUUAUCUUUGCUCGCCGAACGGAUAUCCGACAAAUUUCACUGGAUAACGAUUACUUGGUGGAUGUGGUGCUACCGUUACCGCCAAUGUCAUCGGCAAUGACUGUUGAUGUUGACUCAACGACUGGCGAUAUUUACUGGUCAGACACAACGGAUGAUGUGAUUAUGAAAUCAACAUCGGAUGGAAUCUACUCAUCAAAAGUGAUAUCGGACAGCCUUGGAAAUGUUGAAUCAUUGGUGGUGGAUUCGAUAGGCCGAAAGAUUUACUUCACGGACAGCGUUCGUUUGUCCGUUGAAGUUUGUGAAUUGAAUGGUUCAAAUCGUGCUGCACUCAUUUACACCGACUUGGAAGCGCCACGGGGAAUUGCAAUCGAUUAUGGCGAAGGAUUUCUCUUUUUCUCCGAUUGGGGCACACAACGCAUUGAAAGAACAUACAUGGAUGGUGACAAACGCACAAGUAUUGUUGAAAAAGACUUGGGCUGGCCAAAUGCACUAUCCACGUACGCUGAACGGGUCUUCUGGACCGAUGCCAAACUCAAAAAGAUUGAAUCGUGCAACUAUGAAGGAAAUCAUCGUAAAAUUAUAUUACAGAACCUUGAACAUCCCUAUGGCUUAGCUGUGACUACAAACCACAUUUAUUACACCGAUUGGAAAACAAUGUCGUUGCAUCUAAUUGACAAACGCAACUUUUCCGCACAAAUUGUACGAGACAAUCUGGAGGGCUUGAUGGAUGUUAAAUUCAUCGAACGCGAACGAAAGCGUAUGGAAAAUGUGUGCGGUCAUAACAAUGGGAAUUGUUCGCAUUUAUGCCUAAGAAAUCCAACAGGUUUCUCCUGCAAAUGCCCUACUGGAACCAAACUGAACACACAGACCGAGUGCCAGACUUUACCGGAGAACUACCUCUUGAUCGCGAUGCGUGGUGGAAUUGGUCGAAUUUCCUUCGAUACCGACGAUAUGUUGGAUGUUGUCUUACCCAUCGACAAUGUUCACGCUGCUAUCGUGCUCGACUAUCAUUACAAUCGCUCAAAAUUGUACUAUGCCGAUGUGAAUAUCGAUGUUAUCAGAGAGGUUGAUUUGAAAAAUGUGAAAAAUACCAAAAAUAUCGUAUCCUCCGGCCUAAAAACAACAAACGGCUUGGCAGUGGAUUGGAUAGCAGACAAUUUGUAUUUUUCCGAUACUGAAACCCAUUCGAUUGAAGUGUCACGUCUCGAUGGAUCCAGUCGCAAGGUCAUUAUUAGUGAAAAUCUCAACGAUCCACGAUCUUUGGCUUUGUUCCCGCAAAGAGGUUACUUAUUCUUCUCGGACUGGGGAAAACCGCAAAGAAUCGAACGAUGCUUCUUGGAUGGAUCCGAUAGGAAGAUUAUUGUUAGCACCGGCUUAGGAUUUCCAACGGGGCUUUGUGUUGAUUUUAGCACACGUCAAUUAUACUGGGCAGAUGCACUUGAGGAUCGUAUCGAAAAAUCCGAUUUUGAUGGACGUGACCGUAAACAAGUUGUCGAACACACAGCUCAUCCUUUUAGCAUUGCGUUAUACGAAACGAGUCUGUUUUGGUCAAACUGGUACAAUAAGUCCGUGUUCAAAGUUCCAAAACGUGGACAACACAACAAACCGAUUGAGGUUCGAUCGGGGUUGGGCGGUGCACUUGACAUUCGGGCUGUGUCUUUGAAUCGGCAACCAUAUCAAUGGUCACCAUGUAUGGUUAAUAACGGCGACUGCACACAUUUAUGCCUGUAUCGAUACACAUCAUAUAUUUGCGAAUGCCCCGAUAAAGCCGACAUUCGCACAUGCCAAGCAGGUGAAUUCCAAGUAAUGUCCCGUCCAACGAAUUCAAUCGACUAUUUCGAAACAGAUUUAGACGAUGAUGAUGGAUCUGGUUCAGGUUUUUCAAGCGAUAACAGCUCGUUAGCACGCAUCGUUAAAAUAGCAACGGCAAUUUUGGGUGUACUUCUCAUUAUCGUUCUAUGCGCCAUUCUCUAUUUGGUCUUGAAUAAUAGCAAAAAGAAGGAAAAUCAUACGCCACGUAGUUCAACUGGAUCGGUGUUGACAUUUUCGAAUCCAAAUUAUAAUUUGCCCGACGAUGGAACUGCAGCUGAGCCAAAGGUUAAAAUAUGGAAGCGACUAAAAUACGAUAAAGCACAAGAUCGUGUUUAUGAGGAGCGAUGUUUUGGUGAAAAUUCGGCAUCAGCAACGUUGAUGCCAGCGGGAAAAAAAUCGUCAGCGUCAUCGAUUUCACGUUCACCACUCUCGACCAUCGGAUAAAAAUCAAUUAAACCGAGCGUGAAAGUCUAGCUCACACUGUGGAAUAAACAAAUUAUCAAAAAAGAGAAUUGUGAAGAUAAAACGCAAAUUUGAACGGAAAAACGUCAAAAUGGCGAGAAAAAAAAGGGUAGAUUUUUAUACAAAAAAAAACAAACACACACUAGAACGCAGGAGGUGUUUCCUGAGAAAAAAAAACAAUCAAAGUAUGAAUGAAACGAAUCAACAGAACAGUAGUAGAUAGGAAAGGGAAAUUAAAAAAAGGUGAACGAAAAAAGGAAAUUUAUUGAAUUCGAUUAAACUCUCACUCUAUUUUUUACAAUUGAACAAUUUAUUUUUCUAUGAAUGCGCAACAAAAAAGUCCACAUUUAUGUUGAUUACCAUUAGAUUCAUUGCAAGCAGCGAAUACACAAAAAGACUUCGAUAUGAAACAAAUCUCAGAAAUGCAUAAAAGAUUCUAGAUGAAAUAAACUGAAUUUCAAGAAAAAAAUUCUUGUGAAUAUGAAACGCUUAAAAAAUUUCUCGAGAUUGACAAUACGAAUAAUGAAAUGCCACUGUGUUGCAGCACACAGGCCAAAAUAAAAUUGAUUUUUCACCAAUAGAAUCGAUUGACAACGUUUGUCUGUUAUUAUACUAAUACAACGGUUUUGUUUGACGAAUUUUAUUUUAAACGUUUAGUAUGGGAACUACCGCUCCAAGUUCGAACUUCCAACGGCCACGAAUAAUCAAAACGGAAACCAUGUUCCUUGGAAUGAAGCUGUUGAAACAUUAUCGAAUCGAGUCAAACUGUCGAAUUGAAUUAAAGACUGCAAUCGAUUCGCACAUUUGAAUUUGUAUCCUAAACUUGGUGAUGAUUCAAUUGCUUCUUUCUUUUCGAUGGAAUAAUAGCAACAAAACAAAGACAGUAAAAACAUUUUCGAUCGUUGACACUAACCAAAGAAACAUUGAUAAUUCUAUGUAAAAUGUGUAAAAUCUGUAGUGAGAUUACUGUGCAUUUCAAGGGAAAUUAUCUCUAAAAUGAAACCAAAAAAAAACAA